This is a messenger RNA of Stylophora pistillata, 2102 nucleotides long. RefSeq names its product oncoprotein-induced transcript 3 protein-like. NCBI's taxonomy places the organism in Eukaryota, Metazoa, Cnidaria, Anthozoa, Scleractinia, Pocilloporidae. The record is from RefSeq and is a predicted model, not a curated record.
UGAUGAAUGUAGAGGGAAUCAUUCUUGUCACGUUAAUGCUACCUGCAGAAACACCCUUGGAUCACAUGUUUGUAAAUGUCAUCCUGGAUAUACUGGAAAUGGAAAAAAUUGCACAGACAUUGACGAAUGCAGUGAGGCUCAUGCCGUUAAAAUGAACAACUGCCAUCUGCAUGCCUCUUGCAUGAAUACUCAGGGCUCAUACAACUGUUCUUGUAAUCCUAAAUAUAUUGGGGAUGGUUAUGAGUGUGAAUCCGAUCCUUGCCAUGAUUACAAAGAUCUGAAUGAUAGCGAUAGAAAUAGCAGUAUCAAAGGAAAUCUAAUUUUGUGUGAUAAAGAACUCCCUAACGGAUGGUACCGUUUUAUGGGAGCUGCAGGAACAAAAAUGCCAACAGCGCGUGUGGAACCAAACCACUGUGGUACAAGAUUCUCAGGUUGGUUGGAUGGUGUUCAUCCUAGAGUAGAACAUGGUGAAGUUACCAUGAAAGUUUGCUUUAGUGGCCUCUAUAGAAAAUGUAGGGACACAACGAAUAUUCUGGUGAAAAACUGUGGAUCUUACUAUAUCUACAGACAUUUAGGAAUACAAAGUUGUCCAAGGCGUUACUGUGGCACAGAGUAAAUGCCAAGUAAAUAACUUCAUAAAAUAAGAGGAUCCCCUUGCAAAAAUCAAUCUGAAGGUAGACGAACUUAAAAGGUCAGUUUUUUUAAGUCUUCUUCUAUUCCCCCAAUAGUUCGUAAACUCGUCUGUCGGGGCUGAACUAGUAUGGGACGAAUUUAAAAUGGAACGAAUCUUUAAUACCUUUAACAUUGAAAAACAUUUGACGUUUUUUGGUGAAGUCAGUAAUUGACAUUUGAGCCCUUUAGAAGGCAUUUUGAAAAAUGCCAAACGUGCCAUUGUUCUAUUCCUUAAUAAAAGAAGACGAAGGAAAAAAAAAACAUCAGAAAGCAAUACUUAGAAGCUAGUGCCGGAGUCAUAUAGGACAAUAUUGCUAACGUUUCAUUGGAUAUUCACUAGUCUCUCAUGACCGAGAAGAUACUUGAACGCUGAGCAAAAGAGGCAAACCACAAACGAGAAUCUUUAGAUCUCUUAAUGGACCUAAGGAAGGGCUCACAAUUUGGAUAAAUCAUAGGUGAGCUACUCAGAGAAAAGUGACGAUGGUUGAUUUAUUCGUCUUUCAAAAUUGUGUAAAUAGAAAAACAUGGCGAGUUCAAACUAAUCAUUAGACAAAAUUUGUACAUCUCUUACUUAAGACUCUAUAUUUACUUUACAUAAACCAUUUUCAAAUGGGUUUUGUCAUGAAUAAACACCAAUGUAAUUACACCCCUUCAACUAAACUUAAAAGGCUGACAAAAAAUUCCAGUAACAAUAAAAAUGUAAAGUUUAGGCAGAUGCAUGCAACCGGAGCGGGUAAAAAGUGAUCGAUUCAUAAGGGAAGUUUUUUUUUUUUUUGACAUACAUGUCACUGAUGUAGUCGUAAAUGGCGAAAGUUGACUAGCAAUAUGGUGAAGUAAGAAAACAAAUAAGGAAAAUGAGCAUGAGAUGGAUCACUUUUGACGCUAAGUUGAAACUGUUCUACAGGUUAACUUAAUCUUUACAACAUUGUAAUGUUUUGAUAGUAAUCCUACAAGAAGUUGUCCUAGCGGAAGUUCUAAGACAUUGCAAAGGAUCAUGGAUAUUUGUAUAGGCCAUGCUUUCCGGUUGUCAUGGCGGAUGAAUGAAGACUAGUUUCGUUUUAUAGUUUAAUCUGGGUUAUUGCGCGGCCAUCCAAGUGACAUCGUUACAGACAUCUCAUGCCUCUUAUAUAGUCAAUCACUGCCAGAGCAUAAGGUUGGCCAUAGUUAGUGGAGGGGUUGGCGGAGUGAACAUGUGAUUACCAAGGGGGGCAGGGAGAGAGGAGAAUAAGAUCUCCAUACAAUGUGAUUGGAAAAGACAAAAAUUCUUUUCAGCAGGGCAGUCGGAAUUUUAAGUUCCUAUUCAUUUAACUUAAGAGUGUUCAGAAAAUCUGGACAUUUCUUAUUACUUUUAAAAGUGUUCCUGUAAUAAAAUAGAUGAAUAUGUAACUUAAUAAAUAGACAAUAAAAAUAAAACCUUUUGCUACUUAUCA